This is a messenger RNA of Oryzias latipes (Japanese medaka), 2372 nucleotides long. It is a transcript of the gene lin7a, whose product is annotated as lin-7 homolog A (C. elegans). Gene Ontology annotation, molecular function: protein binding. NCBI's taxonomy places the organism in Eukaryota, Metazoa, Chordata, Actinopteri, Beloniformes, Adrianichthyidae. The record is from RefSeq and is a predicted model, not a curated record.
CCCGUAACCACUCCCACCCUCUCUGCGCUGCUCUCUCCCUCUGUCUGUGAUGCUGCAGCUCCUCUCGUCUCUCCAGUCUCCGGUAAACAGCAGCCAUGGCGACAGUGGUCCAGCCGCUCACACUGGAGCGAGAUGUUGCAAGAGCAAUCGAGCUGCUGGAGAAACUGCAAGAGUCGGGGGAUGUUCCUGGACACAAGCUGCAGUCCCUGAAGAAGGUCCUUCAGAGCGAGUUCUGUACAGCUAUCAGAGAGGUUUACCAGUACAUGCAUGAAACCAUUACAGUGAAUGGAUGUCCUGAGUACCAAGCAAGGGCGACGGCUAAGGCCACAGUCGCAGCCUUCGCAGCAAGCGAAGGUCACUCUCAUCCUCGGGUGGUGGAGCUACCCAAGACGGAGGAAGGGCUGGGCUUUAACGUAAUGGGUGGCAAGGAGCAAAACUCCCCGAUUUACAUCUCACGCAUUAUCCCAGGGGGCGUAGCUGAAAGGCAUGGUGGCCUGAAGCGUGGCGAUCAGCUUUUGUCUGUCAAUGGGGUGAGUGUCGAAGGAGAACAUCACGAAAAGGCGGUGGAGCUGCUGAAAGCGGCCAAAGACACCGUGAAGCUGGUGGUUCGAUACACCCCCAAGGUGCUGGAGGAGAUGGAGGCUCGCUUUGAGAAGCUCCGCACGGCGCGGCGGCGUCAGCAGCAGCAGCUCCUGAUGCAGCAGCAGCAGCAACAGAACCUGAGCUCACAGCAGAAUCACAUGUCGUAGGGUGUUUCAAAAGAAGAAGAAGUAAGAAGAGUCAGCAGUUGGAUCCUUUCAGGAUGUGAGAAUCCCAAAGGAAUCUCCUUAAUGGAGAAGUAAAAGACUAUUUUAUUCCAUUUUCUGUGUCCCUUCCAGUUUACCACCAAUUACUGAGCAAGAACAGAGCAUUUAUCCUGAAGUUGCUGUAGAGAAAGUAUAAGGGAUGCUGAAAUCUAUCCAGUUUGGCUUCGUUCCCCUUUUCUAUGUCCUUUUUCCCUGCUGUGAAUUUUACCCAGACUUCCUUUUUUAUUCUUGUGUUUGCCGUUUUCUUGUUUUGACACUGAUCCAUUAGCUCACAUCUGUUACGCAGUCAGACAUUUGCUAUUUUUGCCAUUGAUAUCAUUUGUACAGUGGUGUUUCUAUCGAUUCUUCAACUGGUGCUUGUGUCGGAGCGAACAUUGAUUUCCUGUCCUGUUUUGGAUAAACUCUUUUUUACCUCUGAUAUUGUAGCAAGAGAAAAAAAAACAUUUUUUGUAUCUUGUAGAUUUAGCAAUAACACACACACACAUUUUGGUUUUGAAGCUGCAUUCAUGACGCGUACAACACACAAAAACAGCAUUUCUGUGCAAAUGUAAAGCACUGUAAAGUAAGCGGGAAGGCAGCUCCACAAUCCAAACCCUCUGUGCCAAUCAAAGAGAUUAUUGAUUCACAGGCGGCAUGUACAUUUUAAGUGCAAUAAAUGCAGAAAUUUUGAGAAUUUAUUCAGCAAAAUUAAAUGUAUUUAGAAAGCAUACAAUACAGUUGAGUGCUUUUUGUUCCUAGCACAUGAACAGAAUGUCACCUCAUCAUCUGUGAGUGAAACAAAAAGUUAAAAUUAUUUUUUCUGAAAAUGUACUAGAUGUUUAAGAUACAUUUUUAUCAUCCCUUUAAAUAGUAUAUGUAUUCUUUAUUUAAAAAAAACAUACAGAUUAUCUCAAAAUUUAUAUAUAUAUCACAUGAAUUCUAUCCUUUUUUAGGCGAUUGUAAAGUGUUUGAUCGAGUGGAUUAUUUUUUGCCUUUUUUUGUCCGAUUUUGGAGUUGAAGUGGUAACAUUCCACCUUUGUGUUUCCAUCCUCGUCUUUAAUGCAGAUUAUUUUGGGUAUUUUUUAUGUACUCCAUGCCAAUGUUCCCAUCUUUAAUUCGAGCAGCCAAACUUUUUUCGUUGAUGCAACUUCAGCAGCUUUACAAACCACAUGUUUUAUGUUUAAGACUAAAAAAUACACUCCAAAAGAAAAAUCAGAUUUCAAAUCCAAAAACAACGAUCUCAAAAAAAUGUAAAAUGUCAAAAAGGAUCUUUAGACAUUGAUCUUUCGAUUAUUGGGGAUUGAUGUAGAAGAGAAGCCCCAUUUGUGGAACAAUCGCUCGUUUUCUUUUCAUACUGUAUAUAAAUACAUAAAAACAUUUUUAACCUUCACAAAGUUUAAAAAAAAUUACAUCUUUAACCCCGUCAACAUCAGUUUUUGUAUCUCCAACUCACUCUUUCUUAAUUGACUUAGAUUUUUGAAGCCGUUAAACUUAAAGUGAUGGAGCAGAAAAACAACAACAAUUCUGUUGAUAUGCAAUUGUUAUACAUACUAUAUUUGUACAAAUAAAUCUAUGUGCUUGUGUAAA